GAGGCACUCGGCCCUUUUUGGAGGGCAAAAAAUCAUAUUAGAAUUCUACAUGAUUUUAGAUUGGCACCGUUCAUUUUCUUAAUUGUAAAGACAGCUUUUAAUCUCAAUUUGCAAUAAGAUUGAACAUUUUUAAUGAAAUUCUUUUGUGUCGAAUUGAUGUUACUUAAAUUGCAAGCAAUGAACAGUGUUUUUUUUUCUUUUUUAACAUUAGUUUCACAUAUUUUUAAAUUAAUCAUUUAAAUGCUGUCAAAAUUUCUUUUCUAAGUGAAAUACCGUACAUUAUCGCAAAAAUGCUGAAGCUGAAUCAUUUUUCUUCCUUUUUGAGUCCAAAUUUUACUCAUAAUAAUAUGCAAUCAAGGUUUUUGACAUAUAAAUGUGCAAGUUCAGCUUGUGCUACAGUUGCAAGAAUUUCUUUUACUCGUUGCUUUCCUUCCACAAAGAAUUUGACUAAAGUCAAUCCAAAUGUACACAGAGAGAUUAUAUUCGAAGGAUUUGCUUUCAGAAAUAAAUCUGUUCAUUUGCGACCGAAGAACAGUAGUAUAAUACCAGUCCGCAAAUUUCAUAAAUCUGAACUUAGACAUGUCCAUCCAGUUGUUUGGUUUGUUGCUAAGCCAGUCCUCAAACUCUUUGCUGUUUUGAGCGGAAGGGGUUUUCGGAAAUGGUGGAAGGAUUUACCUGUGGAUAAGAAGAAAUAUUUUUUGGGCAUUGUAAAGAAAAAUCGAAAUAAAAUAGGCAUUGGUGCUUUUGCUUUUGCUACAUUAUGCUUUAUUUAUUAUGUCAGUCAUUUGGAAGAAACUCCUAUCACAAAACGGAGACGUUUCAUCGCGUUUACUCCUGAACAGCUAGAGAAAAUAAAUGCAUUUGAGUUACAACAGAUUUUGGAAGGAGUAAAACAGCAAAUUUUGCCUAGUUCACACCCAGCAUCAGUGAGAGUUUCAAGAGUAGUUCAUCGUAUCCUCACUGCUAACAGCGACAUUGAAGAAGUGAGAAGAAAGACGUGGAAUGUUGCAGUUAUUGAGAGCUCUCUUGAAAAUGCAUUUGUGUUACCUAUUGGUUAUGUCUUUGUUUUUACUGGAAUGUUAAAACUAUGCAGCAAUGAUGAUCAACUUGGCACAAUUCUUGCUCAUGAAAUUGCUCACUGCAUCCAAAACCAUGGGGCUGAGAAUGUGAGUUUUGUUCAUCUGCUAGAUUUGCUCUCAAUUAUUAUCAUUGCUGCUAUCUGGGCUGUUCUUCCUAGUGAUAGCAUCUCCGUUCUUACUCAUUGGCUCUAUCAAAAAUCCAUUCAAAUAUUUCUACAACUUCCAUACAGCAGAAAAAUAGAAACCGAAGCAGAUAAUGUUGGGCUACAACUUGCUGCUAAAGCUUGCUUUGAUGUGCGUGAAAGUAGUGCCUUUUGGUCCAAGAUGGCAAUUUUAAAGAAUACUUUUGGAUCAAAUUCAGAGAUCGAAUUUUUGUCAACCCAUCCAAGUCAUGAAAAAAGAUCAGAGUAUUUAGAUGGUUUAAUGGAGGAAGCACUGAAGAUCCGGACUGAAUCUGGAUGUCCAAGACUCAGAGCUACAGAUCCUAGAAUGGAUGUUGAAGGUGUUGCAAAAGCUUUGGAAGUUGCUAGGAAAGCUUAUUUGAAUGAUAAUCCUAAGCCUGUUUUUGUGUAUGCUACUACAUGACUUUGAAAACUGUAAAAUAAUAGUUUAUUAUUAAAAAAUAUAUAUAUUUUAAAGUAAUGAUUUUUUACAAAUAUGUUGAUGCUGCAAUAUGUUGUGAUAUUUAGGACAGUGAAAUGUUUACUUGUGUGUAAAUUGCCAUUGACACAUAAUAAAUUCGUCAUUUAUUUAUAAUGCC
Molecule: messenger RNA, 1839 nt
Organism: Uloborus diversus
Lineage: Eukaryota; Metazoa; Arthropoda; Arachnida; Araneae; Uloboridae
Product: metalloendopeptidase OMA1, mitochondrial-like
Exons: 9
Coding region: 291-1664 (457 amino acids)
Biological process (GO): protein quality control for misfolded or incompletely synthesized proteins; mitochondrial protein processing
Cellular component (GO): mitochondrial inner membrane
Molecular function (GO): metalloendopeptidase activity
Source: RefSeq, a predicted model, not a curated record